Amblyraja radiata (thorny skate) is the source of this 1476-nucleotide messenger RNA. RefSeq names its product testis-specific serine kinase substrate. The transcript is spliced from 8 exons. Lineage: Eukaryota; Metazoa; Chordata; Chondrichthyes; Rajiformes; Rajidae. Gene Ontology annotation, molecular function: protein kinase binding. Gene Ontology annotation, cellular component: centriole. Bases 1 to 1476 code for a protein of 491 amino acids. The record is from RefSeq and is a predicted model, not a curated record.
AUGGCGGAGAUCGUGUUCAAGACCAUCUGGCAGUCAGAUGAGAUGAGCCAACUGCAGAAGGGCAGCCAGGAGCACACCAGGUCUCGAGGAGACAUGGCCGAAGCCAGCCUGGAGCACGAGAAGAAGGAGAAGAAAUGGCUGUUCACCAAAAAGAAAAAGUCAGUCUCCUUCCAUGGGACAGAGUGCAACAAGGCGGUCGAUGAUGUGCAACUCUCCUGCCCUGAGCUACGCCGUUCCGCUGCUUCCACCAACGUGUCCACCCUCAACCUCUCCUGCGAGAAGGACUCCACAGACAGCAGCGGCAGCUGGGACAUCAGGAAGAUGAACGCACCUCUGGCCACCACCGAGGACGUGAGAGGCAUGUGGUCCAUCCGGCCACUCAGCGGCAGUCCGUGUGUGAACUUCCUGGAGAGCAUCGAGCGGAGCAAGAACGCAGCCAACGUGCUCAAGGAGUGUACGCGGAAACUACAGAAGAAAAGCAAAGAGGUGGACCAACACAUGGCUGAGGUUGAGAAUAACAUCGCACGGCAGAAAUCACUCACUAUCGAGGAGAAGCUGAUGAACCUGUGCCAGAGGAUCAAGAGGGACCACAUGCAGUGGCGGGAGAGGCUGGUCAGGGACGAUGACCCCGGCCCGGCGGGCAUAGGGUCACCACUGGCGCCCGCUGGCCCACAGGUCCAGGCGAUAGACCAGAUCGCACGCUCCAUGGGCGACCUCAGGCAGGCACUGGCCGCUCGGCUGAGCGGGGCCAAGGAGGCAGAUAGCCAGGCUGGCGCGGGGACAGACGCUGGCAGAGAGGGGCGAGUGCCCAAUGCCACGGCCACCGGCAGCCUUGGACGAGUGCCCAACAACACAGCCGCGGGCAACAAGGGGCAGGAGCCCAACAACACAGCCGCGGGCACGGGCACCGGCAGCUUUGGCCACGUGUCCAACACCGCUGGAAAUGAGGGUCAAGAGCCAAACACCACAGAACUGCCCACAGAGAGAGUGAGAGGGAGUGUGGGCUCUGGGCUGAGCCGUCACCAGAGCCAGUCGUGGCUGCGUCAGGACGAGCUGAGGACACUGAGCCAGUUCCAGGGGCGGUUCGAGGAGCUGCAGCUGCAGUGGGAGCGCACCCACAAAGAGCACCAGCGCACUGCACGCAUGCUGCACGACCUGAAGUCUGAGAUAGACACGAUCGCCCACACCUCGAAGAUGUUGUUCUCAGCAUUUGACCAGAUCCAGAAGAACGUCUGCAACCUGAACCACCUCAAGCCGCUGAUCGAAAACAUCCAGAACCUUCUGGAAACCAACAGAAGCCAAAGGAACACCGAGCCAGGGUAUUUAAGCUCCCUGGACCAGAGCUCAGUGCAAGGGGAAGCUCUCCAACACCUGGUGGACCAGGCAGUGCUGCCCCUGGUGGCGAAGAUCCGCAUGUGCCACCUCACCUUCACCUGCAACCAAUGCUGCAGGAAAUGCAAGCUGUCCGUGCCCUGA